Messenger RNA from Penicillium nucicola, 1839 nucleotides. Its product is annotated as C2 domain protein. The transcript is spliced from 2 exons. Gene Ontology annotation, biological process: positive regulation of gene expression. The record is from RefSeq and is a predicted model, not a curated record. Lineage: Eukaryota; Fungi; Ascomycota; Eurotiomycetes; Eurotiales; Aspergillaceae. Bases 1 to 1839 code for a protein of 612 amino acids.
AUGGAUACUGAAGACCGCCAACCCCGGUCGUUGCACGUCCAUCCCAUCGACAAAUAUGGCCCCAAGUUUGUCGAGAAGGCUGACAAGAUGCAACGGCGGAUCACCAUGAAGGAUGAUAGCAAGCCCGCCGGUGGCUUUGAUUCCACUCCAUUUACGCAUGCGCCGCCAGGCUAUACCUUGAAGAUCACGUUCCAUCGCGCGAUCGACCUGCCCGUCGCGGACUUCGGCAGUUUCUCCUCGGACCCGUAUGUCUCUGCGCAGAUGGUCACCAACCUACCGCGCCGCCAUAAACAGGAUCCGCCGGUCAGAUUUCGCACUCCGACCAUUCGCAAAGACAUGAACCCCGUGUGGGAAUGCGAGUGGGUUGUUGCAAAUGUGCCAGCAUCCGGUUGCCUUUUGAAGUCCUAUGUUAUGGAUGAGGACCCCGCAGACCAUGACGAUAAGUUGGGACUCGCAUUUAUCGAAGUGCCUGCGCUCUCGGAAGAUUGGCCAGGCUUCAAAGAGAAAUCUUUCAAGGUCAAGAAGCGCUUUGGAAGUAAGCGCGUUUACGUUUUCACCAAUGUCUCCGCUUUCGCUACGGGUCAUCACAAAGAAUCGUUCGUCGUGGUCAGCAUCGAAUGCCUGGGCAGAACUCCCGGGACUGAAGGGGGCCAACUGUACACCAUUGGUCCUAACCACUGGUACAAGCACUUUUCUCCGUUGAUUGGACGGCUGGCUGGUAUCAAAGACCAAAUGCAAUCCAAAGAUGGCAGUGGAAAGUCUGUCAGUCGCUACAAUUUCCAAGCCAUUCAAAUGCAGCUUACAGGCCCUGUGCCAUGGGAACUCUACCACCGCUAUGUGGAAUUUAAGCCGUUCGUGGCAGGUAUGUUCCAGGCGCAAAGUUUGCGAGGCCGCAUCUUACACAAGGCCCUCCAUCACCAGCACCAGCGCAUCUACAAUUUUGAUCGCACGACCCUGCAUGGGUCAUUUGCGCAGCCAUGCCGCGAAUUUGCGCAAAAGUUCUUGGAGUUUGCCCAUUACGGUCAAGGCGGAUGUAUCUUCACCUACGUCUUAACCUUGGAUGGACAGUUCCGGUUCACAGAGACUGGGAAAGAGUUUGGUAUUGACAUGCUGAGCAAGCACACUAUGCAUAGUGAUGUGUCGAUCUACAUUGCCUACUCGGGUGAAUUCUUCGUUCGUCAACGUAAGCGUCGUCGUCACCAUCGUUCUACUGGAUCGCGUGCUGAACGUGCCGAAACCAUAACGGAAGUGGAACCCCAAAUUCCCGUGGAGGGCCACGAGCCCGAUCAGAACGGGGAGACUGUUGAAAUUUCGACUGACCCAGCCGACUAUGAACUUUUCAUUGAUAAUGACAGUGGCACUUAUCGUCCCAACCCAGAAAAGCUGCCUCUUUUGCAAGAGUUCAUGUCUUCCAAUUUUCCUGGUCUCAACGUUUCGACACUGGAUUGCCAAGCGGAUGCGGAGCGCAUGGGCAAGAUGAAGGCAGAGCAGCGCGAAUUCAAACAGCGCGCGGGCAAUACCAUCACUUUUCUGCAACAGAGCAGUGCUUCGUCGCUGUCCAUCUCCAGCUCAGAUGAAAGCGAGCUUAACGAACGCAGUGGACAAGGUAAACAACGUGGAGAUCUGUCCCGACGAGUCCACGAGAUGCGCGACCUGCGAGGACAGGUGAUGAAAUGGGUAGAAGCGGAUGGACACGCUGAUCGGCCCAAACACCGGUACUUCUCUGGUCGAGAGCGUGCGGCGUCCACUAGUGAGGUUCCAUCGAGUCAGCGACCUGAAGCAGCUCGAGCGAUCACCACCAAUCCCAAUCACGAGGCUCCCAGUCAGCUCGUAAGCUGA